AGAGGCACCUUUUUCAGUUUCAAUAAAACUCAACAGCAGUAUUGUCUAAAGAUUCACUCAGGCAUGCAAGCAACAGCCCCAAGCCAAGGGUCCACACCUUCCCCAAACUCCCAGUCCCAAAGCACUGGCGCUGUCACCGGCAGCCUGAGGUACCGUCCAGUACCCCUGGACCGAAGCAACUCCCAAACAACACCACGGCAUCCUUCUUGGCAGCAGGGGUGGAAGUGCGCAGGUGAGCGGGGUGGGUAGGGGAAGCCAGACCUAACUAGGUGACUGCAAACUCCUAGGGGAAAAUAGCAAGACAGUGUCAAAGGGCUGGCUUGGCAAAGGAAAAGAGGGAGGCCAUCCAGCACAGGGAGUGGACAACAUACUCCUUCGCACCUUCCUUCACGUCAGUGAAAAGACCUAGGAGGGUUGCGGUAUGCAAAAUUUGCAUUUCUAAAACCCUGACACAACCCUUAAUUCACUAGAAAAAAAAAAAUGACAAGGGCAACAUUCACAUGUGGGAGUUUGUACACACAGUGAAACUUCAUGAAGAUUUUCUCUGCGGCAGUUUUUAAAUUUGCGCGAAGUGCCACGGCCAGGUGUGCGGAAGAAGGAAGCGCCCACCUGCACACAAAGGGGAGACGCCUGGGACCAAAAGCGGGGAGGCCGAGCGCGGCCGGAUGGGGGCGGGGCGGCCGGGGCCGGGGCCGCGGCGGCGG
Molecule: messenger RNA, 704 nt
Organism: Chinchilla lanigera (long-tailed chinchilla)
Lineage: Eukaryota; Metazoa; Chordata; Mammalia; Rodentia; Chinchillidae
Product: myosin heavy chain IB
Source: RefSeq, a predicted model, not a curated record